AUGUAUUUACAUAUAACUGGUCAUUUUUGUACAUCUGUCGACUUGGUGGCAUUGCAGGACUUUAGUGCCAAGCUUUCAGAUUUUGGAUUGGCCAAGUCUGGACCCCAAGGUGAAGAAAGCCACGUUACUACCAGAGUACUUGGCACUAGAGGCUACUUCGCUCCUGAAUAUGUUGCAACAGGUCGUUUGACCCUAAAAGCUGAUGUGUUCAGAUUUGGAGUGGUACUCCUAGAGAUCUUAUCAGGUUGCGCGGUCAAGAAACAUUCAGAUGGCUUGCCGGGGAGUUUUGCUCAAUGGGCUAAACCACAUCUUAGCAACAAGCUGGAACUACACCAUGUUAUAGACAAGAAGCUCAGGAGCAUCCCAAUGGAGGAAGCUCGAGAUUUUGCUGCAAUAAUUCUUCGAUGCCUCAGCUCCAACCCUAAGACCCGGCCAACAAUGACAGAAGUUGUAGCUGAUCUAGAGCUACUGCAACAAAGCAUGGAUAGCCAUAAUGCAGCUGACUUGCAAUAUCUACGUACAAGAAGAUGAGAUCUUUCAAUAGGUUCGUUCCUUGAAUAUCACAUCCUGUAAGUUAAUUUCGGAACUUGACAUAUCAGCCAUAGUAGAUUAAUUUGCUGUGGAUAACUUCUUGCCCUUCUGGUUGACAUGCUGAUAGAAGUUGGAACUUCUAAAAUGCGCAUAACCCACCAAUCACACUACA
Ricinus communis (castor bean) is the source of this 703-nucleotide messenger RNA. RefSeq names its product probable serine/threonine-protein kinase PBL9. Bases 1 to 531 code for a protein of 176 amino acids. Lineage: Eukaryota; Viridiplantae; Streptophyta; Magnoliopsida; Malpighiales; Euphorbiaceae. Gene Ontology annotation, biological process: protein phosphorylation. The transcript has 3 exons. The record is from RefSeq and is a predicted model, not a curated record. Gene Ontology annotation, molecular function: protein kinase activity; ATP binding.